UCUUCUACUAUCUUCUAUCCCAUCACCAACCACCAACCACAAAACACCAAACCACACCCCACCACCAAGCAUCCGACCUCCAGACCUUGUCAAAAACAACAGCGCAGACUGGACUAAGUCCACGUCGGUGCCAGGCCGCACCACACCCACACACCGAACACCACACACACUACCUUUCCCCCAAAAGGCGAUCACAAAAUGCCCGACUCCCCACCACCACCACCACCACCACCACCACCACCACUAGAGUCCACCUCCCACCGCUCCCGCUCCCGCUCUCGCUCCCCACCCCGCCAGCCCAAGAAAUCCUCCACCGGCGGCUUCCGAUGGAAGGAGAAGCGUCCCGAGCGCGGGGGGCACCGGGACCGCGAGGGGGGCGGCGGCGGCGAGGACGCCCGACGGCUGGAUCGGGGGUACCGCGCGCGGUCGCCGCGGCGGGAGUACGAUCCCCGGGAUCGACGGGAGUACUCGAGUCGAGACGAUGGACGGGAUGCGAGGGAUCGCGAUCGUGAGCGUGAUCGGGGCUACGGCUACCGCGAUCGAGAGAGGGACUACCCCCGCGACCGCGACCGCGACCGCCGCGACAGCUACCAGCCCCGAGAUCGAGAUAGGGACGACCGGACCCGUGACCGCGACCGCGAGAGCUACAACCCCCGCGCCCGCGACCGACCCGAAAACCCCACUGCGACCUCCACCGACAACUCCCUACCGAAAGAGAAGAAGGAGAAGAAGAAGAAGAAGCGGCCGGCCAUUCCCUCCGAGCCCAUGAUCCUGGUGCAUGUGAAUGACCGGCUGGGCACGAAGGCCACGGUGCCCUGCUUGCCGUCGGAUACGGUGGGGGAUCUGAAGACGCUGGUGGCGGCGCAGAUUGGCCGGGCGCCGCGCGAGAUUCUGCUGAAGCGGCAGGGGGAGCGGCCGUUCAAGGAUUUCAUCAGUCUGGGGGAUUAUGGGAUUACGAAUGGGGUGCAGUUGGAUUUGGAGAUUGGGACGGGGGAUUAGUUCAGUUGUUGGUUGUAUCGUAUAUUGGUUCUCGGUGGUGGACAGACAGGCUAGAGGAUAAUCUGAUGUGU
Molecule: messenger RNA, 1070 nt
Organism: Aspergillus japonicus CBS 114.51
Lineage: Eukaryota; Fungi; Ascomycota; Eurotiomycetes; Eurotiales; Aspergillaceae
Product: ubiquitin-like protein HUB1
Exons: 1
Coding region: 199-999 (266 amino acids)
Biological process (GO): mRNA splicing, via spliceosome; protein modification process
Cellular component (GO): cytoplasm; nucleus
Molecular function (GO): protein tag activity
Source: RefSeq, a predicted model, not a curated record